Molecule: messenger RNA, 1320 nt
Organism: Seminavis robusta
Lineage: Eukaryota; Bacillariophyta; Bacillariophyceae; Naviculales; Naviculaceae
Source: the annotation of a GenBank genome assembly
AUGGCUGAGCCUCCCAAACAACAAGGUCAGCUCAAGACAUCCUCCGAGGACAAAGAAGAAGACAACGACAGCAGUAACCACCAUGGCAACAACGCCUCAUCUUCACCAUUGAUCAUUCAGCAGCAGCAACAAGCAUUGGAACCGCAACCUCUUGCCGAUCGUGUCUCGGGCACGGACGACGGACAGGCCACUCUGACUCCUUCUGCCACGGCAGUCCCACCCAUUGCGUCUUUGCCACUCAUGUCAGUUGUCAGACAGAAUAACAUCAAUCACAGCAACAAUAGCAACGUGGAGGCUCAUUCAUCUUGUGCCUCGGACGCACCAGUAAUACAGCAACGACAACCAGAUCACGAGAUGGCCAUUGUCGCCGAAAGCAUGGCGCAGGCGUCCAUUGCUCCGUCCGCUUCCAAUGGCACAGCAGCCGAGUCGGGCAUCAAGUUUGACGCUGUCAUGGCGCCUGCUGCGCCUCUGAUCCCCAUUGCCGCUGCUCCCGUCGUCAAACAACCACCACAGGAGAGUACUAGUAGUCGCAAGAAGAAACGAACUCCAGCUCCUCCUUUGCAACGCGGUCAGGCAUCGGGAAGAUGGACUCAUGCCGAACACGAAGCCUUUCUGGAAGGGCUCAAGGUGUACGGGAGGGAAUGGAAGAAGGUGGCCGUUCGAAUUCCCACACGAACGUCGGCACAAGUUCGUUCUCACGCCCAAAAGUACUUUUCCAAGUUGACGCGAGACGAACAAAUCAUGCAACAAGAUGCCGUCCAUCAUGCAUUGGAUGCUGCCGCGGCAUCGGGUGCGUCGACAACAUCGACGACCUCUUCGGCGGCUGCUUCGGAAGCCACGGCAGCGGCUCAGACGUAUCCUCCUUCGGUACAACGCAACGUGCAACGCAUCCUGGCUCAUCCAGAACAAGCACAGCAAGAUGUGGAGGACACGUUACGUGCACUGCGCGAGCGAUAUGCUCAUUUGCAGCAGCGAUUGCGAGAACAUCAACAGAACAACAACAAUCGUCACGCACAUGUCAUUGAAGAAGAAAAGGAAGCUGCUGCUGUUGCUGUCGAAGAACCAGUCCGCGGCAAGCGACGACGACCCGAAGCGGGAGACGAUGCUUCCAUGUCGUCCUCGACACUGUCGUCUUUGGGCAAUGAAGAGCUGAUUGCUCUGAGUGUGUUAGGCGCCACUCUACCCAAUGCUGCUGCCGAACAACAACAUCAACAAGAAGAACAAAGACAUGCUCGUCAGCGAUCCAAUUCCUCACUCGAUUCCACAUCCUCCACCGGCAGCAGUGGCGGAAAACGGAAACGUGAGGAUGCCGCCAAGUAA